Messenger RNA from Aplysia californica (California sea hare), 2920 nucleotides. RefSeq names its product E3 ubiquitin-protein ligase PDZRN3-B. Gene Ontology annotation, molecular function: protein binding. The record is from RefSeq and is a predicted model, not a curated record. Lineage: Eukaryota; Metazoa; Mollusca; Gastropoda; Aplysiida; Aplysiidae.
AUAAACGGUGUGGACGUUCGGAGUCGGUCAGAGGCUAUCUCGCUCUUCUCUGGUCAAAACACGGACAUUUCCUUGACCGUCGCCAGACCCCAGCUACAGUGUGACGACGGUUUCCUGGAAGAGCCCAACAUGGUUCUGGAUGAUCUCCACAUGGAUCUGCUGGAGAAACAUCACCAGGACAACAUGCAGUUCAUGGCCUCUAUGCUGGCACGGGACACAUUCGACUCUGAGAGCCUCAUCACCCCACCCACUACCACUAGCAAGACUCGUCAUCCCAGUGUGCCAGAGGGCCACUACAUGAGCACUGACGUCACCAGUGAUGUCAUGUGCACCAAGUUCAGGGACAUGCUUGACCACAGAUGUGUGAGUGCUGGCAACUCCCCUCGUCGCGGAGAUGGUAGUCGGAAAGACUCGGAAAGUAGCCUGGAGCGAGAGCUGGCCAUACUCAACAGAGAGAUGGAAGAGAUACAGGUGGAAUGUCAGGACCUGGUGGACAACCACAUGCGAGAGCAGCAACGUCUGGCUGGCUUCAACGAAUCUGUCAUCCGUGGAGACACACAACGCAGUCCAAGAGUCGUACCGCGCAUGGGCACCCGCCUCGAGUUCACCAAACAUCCGGGUGAGACGUGGACUCAGAAAGAGGCCGGCAUGGGCAGGAAGUCAGGCGCUAGUCCCAGCCAGACCGGCCCCCCGUCCCCGGCCUCGGCUAACGGUGCUGUAAAUAUAAACAACAAUCUGAUGAACGUGCCGCCAGGGUACUCCACGGCUAUGAGCAUCGCCCCAACAGGAGGCGCCAAGAACAAUCUCCACAGCCCCAGUGGGCCACCGUCCGGCCUGUCUGCCGCCACUUCAACCUCUGUGUCCUCCUCAGUUUCGUCCACCAUGUCGUCCUCGUGCCGCGGAGGGCCGGCCAGCUCCGAGUUCACCUCACACACGAACACUAUCUCCAGCUCUAACGCCAGCUCAGGCCUGUGCGAGCGCGAGCGGGAGGCCUGGACCACCACAAGUGCCUACAACACAGGCGAGUCAUGCCGGAGCACGCCCUUGACCCUGGAGCUGACCCCUGGUGAGCACGAGUACGCCGAGCCAGGUCUGAGCGGGUCAAUGCUGUGCCUGGCGGCCACACCCUCCACCAAUAGCUCUGGUACCGCUAUCCUCACAAGCGACACGGAGAAGCAGACGCAGACGCCCACCAAGUCACGCGACUACUCGAGCGAGGACAGCGGGCACGUGCAGCACAACAAGGGUUCGAACUCUGCUCCCUCGCUGAAAGCCAUGAGCAUUGCGGAGAGCAUGAAGGCCGGCCUAGCCCACCCGGCACAGCUCGGCGAGUCGCUGCAAGACCUUUAUCUGCGCUGUGCUGACGUCAUGUACACCAACAGAGCCAACCUGGAGCACACUAUCGCUGUGCAACAGAAGCUUUUCCAACAGCAGCUGGAGCAGCAGUCACGCCUCCGCGGACACGCCCACUCCCCCGGACACUCCACGGGGAGUGGAAAUGACGUUACUGUCGGUGAGGUCGCUGCUAAAAAUAGUCCGGGCAACACAGCGCCGUCGGACAGUGGCCAGAUGGAGUGGGUGGUCAAGCGACGUCCGGACGGGACCAGGUACAUCACCCGCCGGCCUGUCAGGAGCAAAAUGCUGAAGGAGAGAGCGAAGAAGAUCAGCGAGGAGAGAUGUGGUAUGACAACUGAUGACGAUGCCAUGUCCGAGAUGAAGACUGGCCGUUACUGGUCAAAGGAGGACAGAAAACGUCACUUGGAGAAAGCAAAGGAUUAUAAGAAAAGGAAGGAAUUGUUCGUGAAAGCGAAAAUGGAGACGCUGAAGGAGACAGAAGAGAAGAAAGAGAUGAACAUUGUAGAAUUGAGUCACCGGAAGAUGAUGAAGCAUAAAGGGAAGAAGGUUUUUGAUAAUUUCACAACGGUGAAGGAGAUGCUAGCACAUGGGAACAAAGUCAGUGAUGGUAAAACGUACAAUCCUCUGCUGUCAGUGACCACAGUAUGAUGAACUGUCCAGAUUUCCCUUCACCGCCUUGACUCCAGCGGUCAGGCUGCUCAGACAGAAUCAAAGUCACAUUGUUAGUUUUUUGUAUAAUCCAGAGAAACAAUUGACUCUAUCUGUGUCUGAGUAAUGACAUUGACAACCUAUUUCUGUGGUGACAGGGGCCUGGUGCAUUAAAACAGAUUCUUUUCCAGUGUUCUUGAACUCUGAAAGUGAAUAAGAGAAAGUUACGAUAACAAAUAAUAAAUUCUCUUUUUGGUACUACAUUAAUGUUUUACCCGAGUCAAGAUUACUACAUGGAAGGAAGCUGCCCCUGAAGGAGCCUUUGGGCUGUGCUGAAAUGACAAACAGAUAAACAAAUGUGUUACCGUACUUGUGCUGUGUCCACUGAGUGGAGUGGUAAAAAUCCAGAAACCUUUGUCUUACUGCUUACGAUUUGUGGUUCUGAAACCCAGGUAUUGUGUUAAGUUGCCCUUUAUUAUUUUGACAGAGACCCUCGAAGUUUUCACGACGGGAAAGAAACUAUUCUGGUCUAAUGCCAUUGUUGGGUUCUUUUUUUCUGUGACAAUGGGAUUUUCAAUGCAUUGUAAACAAAGAUAUGCCCCCCGAGAACACUUUACAUUUGAAACAGUGCUGAGAACAGUGUGUCCAACGCCUUUCUGGGGCCUCUUGAGUGGCUUUGACACUUCAGACAUCCAAGUGAUGACGUCAUUCUUACCAAAGAAUGGCAGAGGGGAAUGAGUGUGCAAACAGACUGACUUUUGUUAUUUAUUUAUUUGUUUUGAUUGGGGUUUUUUCAGUUAUUUUUCUCCACCCUGUGUGAUGUAUAUUUGAGGGUAUGCAUGUGUGCGCGUGAGACAGAGGAAGAGAGGGAGAGAGAAGAAGAGGAGGGAGAGAUGGAGAGAGAGAGAGAAUGAUA